AUGGCUGAAUUUACAAGCUACAAGGAUACUGCCUCCAGCCGCCACUUGCGGUUUAAGUUACAAAGUCUAAGUCGCCGCCUCGAUGAGUUGGAGGAAGCCACAAAAAACCUCCAGAAAGCAGAGGAUGAGCUCCUGGAUCUCCAGGACAAGGUGAUUCAGGCGGAAGGCAGCAAUUCUAGCAUGUUGGCGGAGAUUGAAGUGUUGCGCCAGCGAGUGCUGAGAAUUGAAGGCAAAGAUGAGGAAAUUAAGAGAGCAGAGGAUCUGUGUCAGCUGAUGAAGGAGAAGCUUGAAGAGGAAGAAAACCUCACCCGGGAGCUGAAAUCUGAGAUUGAACGGCUUCAGAAACGAAUGGCUGAACUGGAGAAGCUGGAGGAAGCCUUUGGCAGGAGUAAGAACGAUUGUACCCAACUCUGUCUGAGCCUGAAUGAGGAGAGAAACCUGACAAAGAAGAUCUCCGCUGAGCUGGAAAUGCUCAGGGUCAAAGUGAAAGAACUAGAAUCUUCCGAGGACCGCCUGGAUAAAACUGAGCAGAGUUUAGUGUCAGAGUUAGAAAAACUGAAGUCAUUAACUCUGAACUUUGUAAGUGAGAGAAAAUACUUGAAUGAAAAGGAGAAAGAGAAUGAGAAACUGAUAAAAGAGCUCACUCAAAAACUGGAGCAGAACAAAAAAAUGAACCGAGAUUAUUCAAGGAAUGCUUCUAAUCUUCUGGAAAGGAAUGACCUGCGGAUUGAGGACGGGAUCUCCUCCACACUGACGUGCAAAGAAUCAAGAAGGAAGGGCGCUCUGGACUAUCUAAAGCAGGUAGAGAAUGAAACAAGAAACAAAUCAGAAAACGAAAAGAACCGAAAUCAAGAAGACAACAAAGUUAAAGAUCUCAACCAAGAGAUUGAGAAACUCAAGACACAAAUCAAACAUUUUGAAUCUUUGGAAGAAGAGCUUAAGAAAAUGAGGGCCAAAAAUAAUGAUCUUCAGGAUAAUUACCUAAGUGAACAAAAUAAAAACAAACUCUUAGCCAGCCAGCUGGAGGAGAUAAAGCUACAAAUCAAGAAACAGAAAGAGUUAGAGAACGGGGAGGUAGAAGGGGAAGAGGCUUUCCUGUCCGGCAAAGGCAGGCAUGAGAGGACUAAGUUAAGAGGCCAUGGCAAUGAGGUACCUGUGUCCAAGCACACACCGCGGGAACUGUCCCCUCAGCAGAAGCGGGAGAGGCAUCGAAACAGAGAUAUUGCGCUCAACAAUGAAAACUGUUCUCUGGGCAAUAGGCAGGUUUCCUCUCCCAGUUUCACCAAUAGGAGGGCAGCCAAAGCUUCCAACAUCGGGGCGGGUACAGACAGUGGGACUCAGGAGACAAGGAGAACUGAAGACCGAUUUGUAUCUGGCUCCUCUCAGAGUGAAGGGAAGAAGUCCAGGGAGCAGCCUUCAGUGCUUAGCCGCUACCCACCUGCUGCUCAGGAGCACAGUAAAGCUUGGAAGAGUACUCCCAAACCAGGUACUGAGGGUGGGUUGAAGGGAAAAGUGGAGAAGACAACACGAACAUUUAGUGAUAAUACCAACCAUGGAUCUGUUCCCAGUGACGUACUGGGUAGAGCUGACAAGGCUUCUGACACCUCUUCUGAGGCCCUCUUUGGCAAAAGGGGGCAGGUACCUGGCAAUGGAAGUCAGGUAACCCAGGCUGCAGACUGUGGCAGUCCUAAGGCCAUUGGAGCUCUGGCCUCAUCCCGAAGAUCUUCCUCAGAAGGGCUCUCCAAGGGCAAAAAGGCUGUCAGUGGCCCGGAGGCUGAUACCACUUCCCCAAAUUCCAAGCCUCCACUUUUAUCAAAGUAUCCUUAUAAUUCCAGAAGCCAAGAGAACAUCCUUCAGGGCUUUUCAACCCCAAAUAAAGAAGGUGUUGAUCAACCCGUAGCAGUCGUGAUGGAAGACAGCAGUCAACAUGAGACCCUGAGGUGCCGGGUCAUCAAGCCCAGUGGCAGAGAGAAGCCAGACUCAGAUGACGACGUGGAUGUGACGUCUCUUGUUACUGCCAAAUUGGUAAACACCACCAUCACUCCAGAGCCAGAGCUCAAACACCAACCCAACUCUAGAGAGAGAGCCAAAUCCCGAGGGGGACUCAGAACCUCCCUGUUUGAGAAUGAUAAAGAUGCUGGGACAGAAAGUGAGUCUGUGAAACCUGUCAGAGCCUCCACCAAUGCCACAGAAUUCCCAGACGCCAAUGGUGCUGGGGUAAAAAGCCAGCGGCCCUUUAGCCCCAGAGAGGCGUUGCGGUCUAGAGCCAUCAUCAAACCUGUCAUCAUUGAUAAGGAUGUGAAAAAAAUCAUGGGAGGAUCUGGAACUGAGGCCACAAUGGAGAAGCAGAAAUCCACCUCCAAACCAGGGCCAAACAAGGUGACAAGCAGCAUAACUAUCUACCCCUCUGACAGCGGCAGCCCCAGAGCUGCCCCAGGUGAGGCCCCGAGGGAAAGGCACACAUCCACCAGCAACAUCCAGGUUGGGCCAGCAGAGCUCACAUCAGUCAGCAACCACGUCAGCUCUCCCUUUGAGCUCUCCAUUCACAAACAUGACAUUGCUCUGCAGUUCACAGAAGCUGAAAGAAUGGGAGAUGGGCCCCUGAAGAACAAGCCAGAAACAGUGGUCUCUCGGAGCAGCAUUAUAAUCAAGCCAUCAGAUCCUGUGGAGAGGAACAGCCAUGCCCCCCCAGCGGAGACAAUCAGGUGGAAAAGCCAUAGUGCCCCUUCAGAAGUGGGCUCUUCAGAUGCCAGACACGUUACUGUGCGGAACGCCUGGAAGAGUAGGCGAGACUUGAACUCCUUAGAAGACCCCCCAACUCGAAUAGGUAGAAACGUGGAAGCCACCAACGCCUACACCCAGAGGGCCUCCACAGACUGUUCAGACCUUGGACAGCCCAAGUUGUACCUUUGUGAGCAGGGUGCUCAAAGGGCAGGAAAUUCAGGGGAUGCCCCUGAGCUCACCUCCAGAAGGACCCAGAGUAGCCUCACCGUCUCUGAGGUGCUGACUCGUCGGAAUCGGGUGGGAGACACUGCCUCGGCUGCAGCCUGGAACCACUCGGCAGGCGCGGAGGAGGAAGGUGACGACUGCACACUUGGUGUCCACAGACGACUGCACAACUCCCUGGAGCGGUCUGAACUGCCUGCGAAGCAGGGGCUGCCAGAGCCCGGGCGAGCCCGGGCUGAGGAACGGUUACGGCCAGCCAGGCCCUGUGCCGAGGACAACUGA
Messenger RNA from Puma concolor (puma), 3228 nucleotides. The record is from RefSeq and is a predicted model, not a curated record. Lineage: Eukaryota; Metazoa; Chordata; Mammalia; Carnivora; Felidae.